AUUGACACGUCGGUAUUGACUCAUAUCUAUUAUGCCUUUGGAAACAUUUCUUCCGACUUUUCCAUCAAUGUGAAUGGAUAUGAACAAGAGUUUUCAGAAUUCAUGGAGCUGAAAAAUGUCAAGCGUGUUAUGUCCUUUGGCGAUUGGGAUGUCUCGACGAGCCCAGAUACCUAUAUAAUCUUCCGCCAGGGAACUGCUGCAGCCGACCGAUCUACAUUGGUGGAAAAUCUGGUCAACUAUGUUUCUGAAACGGGCCUGGAUGGUAUCGACAUUGAUUGGGAGUAUCCAGGCGAGCCAGAUAUCGCAGGUAUUCCUGCCGGAAGCGACGACGAAGGAGAAAACUAUCUUGCUUUUCUUAAAGCGCUCAGAGAAGCUCUUCCUGAUGGCAAGAUCUUAUCAAUUACAGCACCAUCUUCUUACUGGUAUCUCCAGGCCUUCCCCAUUGAUGUGAUGGCAGAUGUCGUGGACUUUAUCAAUUAUAUGACAUAUGAUUUGCACGGAACUUGGGAUGAGAAGUGUACUUGGGCCGAUAACGAAUGUACGGCCGGUGAUUGCCUUUUCUCACAUGUCAGCAUGACCGAAACUGAAUGGGCCCUGGCCAUGUUGACCAAGGCUGGAAUUGGCACUAGUCAGAUUAUGGUGGGGGUGGCUAGCUAUGGUCGUUCUUUCGAGAUGUCUGAGGAAGGCUGCUAUAACUCUAGCUGUACCUGGACUGGUGCGGGAGAGGCUGGAGAGUGCACCAAUACUGCUGGAUACAUUUCCAAUGCAGAGAUCAACCUGAUCCUGCAAACAAACGACAAUUCUCAGGCUUACUCGGGUGGAAAUGUGACGGAUUUCAUCAUUUACAAUGACACCCAAUGGGUUGGCUACAUGAUCAAUGAGACCAAGACCAAGCGCGCAUCCUGGUACGAGGGUUACAAUUUCGGUGGUACCGCCGAGUGGGCCACUGAC
Molecule: messenger RNA, 951 nt
Organism: Aspergillus eucalypticola CBS 122712
Lineage: Eukaryota; Fungi; Ascomycota; Eurotiomycetes; Eurotiales; Aspergillaceae
Product: glycoside hydrolase
Exons: 1
Biological process (GO): carbohydrate metabolic process
Molecular function (GO): chitin binding; hydrolase activity, hydrolyzing O-glycosyl compounds
Source: RefSeq, a predicted model, not a curated record